AGAUGUUCCCCACACUACUCCGUACUAAAGAAUCCUUGCCCAUGACCUGAAAUUAAAUCGGUGUCGCCCAUUAAUUCCAAUUAUCACACACUCAGAAAUUCGGAGAAGGGCUUAUGAUCCGUAUUGCUUUAUCUCAGCACUGGAAACCUAGGCUCCCUCGAGGUUCUGUUAUUUACAGCUGUUAUCUCAUACCGUUCUCUCAAGUUACCAUACGAAUCCCCUGGAUCGCCCAGGCUUCGAGACGUAGCAUGGCAACUGUUAUUCACUCACCUCGGGAUCCCAACACCCUGAGCAACUAUAAUAAUUGGGUCUCUACCCAUAUAACCGCAAAUUUCGAUAUCUUAUUUGAACAGAAGAAGCUUGUUGGCAAUGUUGUUCAUAAGCUCAGGUCCAUCACCGAUGCAAGAUCUACGGAAAUCAUCUUGGAUACGAACCACGUGGAUAUCGGUGAUGUGCGAGUCGACGGCCAAGCUUCUCACUGGGAGCUCCUUCCCACACUGGAGCCAUAUGGUACUGCAUUGAAGAUUAAGCUUGAGCAGGGCGUGGGGUUGAACGAAAUGGUCGAGGUUGAUAUCUCGGUUAAGACGACCGAAAAAUGCACUGCCCUUCAGUGGCUGACUCCAGCCCAAACUUCUAAUAGGAAACAUCCAUAUAUGUUUUCUCAAUGCCAGGCUAUCCAUGCACGGUCAAUUUUCCCAUGUCAGGAUACACCAGAUGUCAAGUCUACUAUUGACUUCAAUAUUACUUCACCUCUCCCUGUGGUUGCCAGUGGAAUACCCGUUCGAGACAUCAUAGAAAAAGCAGCCCAACCAGGCAGUAAAACUCUGUACCAGUUUCACCAGAAAUUGCCUAUCCCAAGUUAUCUGUUCGCGUUGGCUAGUGGUGAUAUCUCGGAAGCUGCAAUUGGGCCCCGGAGUGUUGUUGCAACUAGCCCUGACAAACUUAGUGAAUGCCAGUGGGAGCUUGAAGCGGACACUGAAAACUUCAUAAAUGCAAUUGAGAAAAUCGUCUAUCCUUAUGCUUGGGGCGAGUACAAUGUCCUGAUUCUUCCCCCUAGCUUUCCAUACGGAGGCAUGGAAAACCCAAUCUUCACCUUCGCGACUCCCAGCAUUAUCUCAAAGGAUCGGGAAAAUGUCGAUGUUAUUGCUCACGAACUCGCUCAUAGCUGGAGUGGUAAUCUUGUCACCAAUGCUUCAUGGGAACACUUCUGGUUGAACGAAGGCUGGACUACUUACCUUGAGAGACGUAUCCUAGCUGCGGUACAUGGUGAGGCCUAUCGACAUUUCUCAGCCAUCAUUGGUUGGAAGUCUCUUGCGGAUUCUGUGGAGCAUUUUGGACAUGAUCAUCAGUUUACUAAGUUAGUCACUGAUCUUAAAGGGAAGGACCCUGACGAUGCAUUCUCAAGUAUUCCGUACGAAAAGGGAUUCAAUUUCUUAUUCCACUUGGAAAAUCUGUUGGGGAAGGAAAAGUUUGACCGAUUCAUUCCUCAUUAUUUUACGAAGUUCAAAGGAAAGUCUCUCGAUUCGUAUGAGUUUAAGGCAACCAUGCUCGAAUUUUUCCAGCAUGAUCUGGAAUCCUCCAACCUCUUGAAAAAUGUCGAUUGGGAUGCGUGGUUCUAUGCUCCUGGCUUGCCCCCGAAGCCACAAUUCGACACAUCCCUCGUUGAUGUGGUUUACGAGCUAUCUAGCAAAUGGAAAUCCCUUCCUGACUCAUCCUUUCAACCUCGGACAAGCGAUAUUGAGGGGCUGACAGCAAACCAAGUCGUGGUCCUCUUGGAGCAAAUUCUUCUGUUUGAGCGGCCGCUUACCCCUGACCUGUCGAGGAUUCUGGGUGAAGUCUACGGUCUCGCCAAGAGUGAGAACAUUGAAGUCGCCAAUCUCUAUUUUCAAGUAGGGUUAAGGGCCGGCGACGAUACCGUGUACAAACCAACGGCAGAACUCUUAGGCAAAAUCGGUAGGAUGAAAUUUGUACGACCUCUAUACCGAAAUCUACAAAAGGUUAAUCGCCCUCUUGCCAUCGAGACCUUUGAGAAGAAUAAAGAUUUCUAUCAUCCCAUCUGUCGCGCGAUGGUUGAGAAAGAUCUCUUCGGAAAGAGGGAAGAGUAGGUUCAGAUCAUAACUUAGAAGUCGCCUCUGCUUGAUCGUCUGUGUGCCAGUCUAUCAUGAUUGUCAUCCCAACAGUUAUGCUUGGGUUUGGAUUGAGAAGAGUCUAUUAUUGCUCAAGGUGUGUGGCAGCCGCUCUGAUGCAGUAUAACAUAGUCAAAAGCAUCACAGCAUCUACUUGUAUAAGCAUGUAUUCAGCAAUUCUAUACAAUAUGCAUAGAUGCAUUAUGAAAC
This is a messenger RNA of Aspergillus caelatus, 2336 nucleotides long. RefSeq names its product bifunctional aminopeptidase/epoxide hydrolase. Gene Ontology annotation, cellular component: cytosol. Gene Ontology annotation, biological process: proteolysis. The record is from RefSeq and is a predicted model, not a curated record. Gene Ontology annotation, molecular function: epoxide hydrolase activity; metallopeptidase activity; zinc ion binding. Bases 114 to 2105 code for a protein of 663 amino acids. NCBI's taxonomy places the organism in Eukaryota, Fungi, Ascomycota, Eurotiomycetes, Eurotiales, Aspergillaceae. The transcript is spliced from 10 exons.